UGAUCCAACUGAGGCGGGGGGUGGGCAGCGGACCCUGGUCAAGGCUUGGCGGAGAGCUCAGCUCUAGCCAAUCCCAAGGUUCAGCCUCCCGUCGUCAUCCCGCCAAGGCUUCAGCGACGCAAGACGCAACGAGGAAUUCCAAACCCCAAAUUUCCUGGAGACCUGCGAUUACUGCUAUGAUUCGAUAAAGGCGACUGCCCAGCAGCAUCAAUUUGCCAUGGUCGUUCAGCAGCACAUCCUGAACUGGCUUUACAGCGUUCUGACUAGCGAGUAUCACGAUGUGAACCGAACAUAUAACGAUGUAGCCCAGGCGCUCUCUCAAUAUCCGUCACUCUCCCCGAGGACAGACGUUCACACUUUCCCGAACGGCACCUCCGCCCUCCUCCUCCACCUAUCCGGCACGAUACCCGUACUAUUUAGAGGAACAACGUACCGGUUUCCGAUAUCUCUAUGGGUGCCACAUUCAUACCCAAGGGAGGCCCCUUUGGUCUACGUGACCCCGACUGAGAACAUGGUUGUCCGGCCUGGCCAACAUGUCGACCCCCAGGGGCAGGUGUACCACCCCUACCUCGCGGGGUGGCCUACAUAUUGGGAUAAAUCGAGUAUCCUUGACUUCCUUGCUAUCUUGAGGGACAUAUUUGCAAAGGAGCCACCUGUCAUAUCAAGACAACAACCCAGGCCAUCUCCCCCUCAGGAACUGAUUGCCACACCCCCCCCUGUCCCCCCCCUUCCUCCGGAUCUGGCCCCGCGGCCGACAAGCACUUCAUCGUUCCCUCGUGCAAAUGAAUUCCCCCAACCGCCGCCACCGCCACCGAAGCCGGGAGUUCAAACCCAACAGCACGUGCCUCCUCAAGUGCAGUCGCAAGGGCCGGGUGGCCCUCCAUUACCUCCCCUUCCACCCCAGAUGGCUAGGCCAGCAAGCCAGUACAGUGCACCUCCCCAUCAACAUCCUCCUCAACUGCAGCACCACCAACAGCAGAGCCCUAGCCAGUCGCGAUAUGAGUCCGCUCCGCCGCUACCUCCCCAACCCCAGGCCCCGGCCACGGCCUUCCCUGCUGGCCAACAUCCAUCUCCACCGGCCGGCCCACAGUAUCAAGCCCGACCCUAUUCUGUCCACCAGCAGGGCCUCGUACAGGUGCCCUUCUCACCAGAUGACCCAAGAGCGCCGACCACCUUUACGCAACCCCAGCCGUAUGGCGGCCCCCCACCAAACUGGCAGCCCCAACCGCCGCCCCCUACCCAGGCGCAACCGAAGCCGAAACCUCCACCGCCCCCUGACCUGAUGGACGAACCCCUGACCCUGGCCAUCCCCUCUUCCUCAGUACCGGCCCCACCCAUCCCGCCGAACCCCGAAAAGGACGCACUCCUCCACCAACUCGCCUCGACCCUUCACUCGGUCCGGCAGCGGUCGCGCGCCCAAAACGAGGCCUCCCUGCAGGGCCUCCAGGCGCAGCGCAAAGCCAUGCUCGCCGCGCUCUCGGCCCUGCAGUCGGACCUCUCGGCCGUGUCGGGCCUCUCGUCCCUCCUCGCCUCCAACACGACGAUCCUGCAGUCGUCGCUCCGCCAGGCCGACUCGGUCGUCGAGGGCUCGGCGCGCCAGGCGGCCCCCGAGCUCGACGAGCUCCUUGUCGCGCCCACCGUCGUCGCCAACCAGCUCUACGACCUCGUCGCCGAGGAGCGCGCCCUCGGCGACGCCAUCUUCGUCCUCGGCCGCGCCGUCGAGCGCGGCCGCGUCGCCCCCGCCACCUUCGCCCGCACCACCAGGAGCCUGGCGCGCGAGUGGUACCUGAAGAAGGCGCUGGCGAGGAAGAUUGCUAGGGGAAUGGGCCUGGCUGCGUGAGUGCCACAUCUGUACCGGGGGAGGGGCACUAUUGUCGGCGUGUUCUCUUUCUAGACCUUCGGCCCGAACGGUACGAUGGUCGAGGCGGACGCAUCCGCUUUCGAGUGCAACAGACACAAAUGCACCCUUCUCCCCGAGGCUUUGACCUGCCCUCAAUACUCGGGAAUCCAUCUCAUCCGCCCUAGUUCGACCAACGAGACUUCCCUCGCAAACCUACCGUCCCCCCAGUUUCAGCACAAUCAAGCUUCUACCCCCCCACAUUGCUUAUUUCUCUCUUCCCCGGAUACCAUUACGCAUCGACGCGCACCUGUUCCAUCCUCCCCUCCCGAAUUGUCACAGUCCUGGCGCUAUCCCCGGUUCCAGGGCGCCGCGUUCCGCGUCUC
This is a messenger RNA of Phialemonium atrogriseum, 2223 nucleotides long. Its product is annotated as ESCRT-I component. The record is from RefSeq and is a predicted model, not a curated record. The transcript is spliced from 4 exons. Gene Ontology annotation, molecular function: ubiquitin binding. Gene Ontology annotation, biological process: protein modification process; endosome to lysosome transport; protein transport. Gene Ontology annotation, cellular component: ESCRT I complex. The coding region runs from base 218 to 1840 and encodes 540 amino acids. Lineage: Eukaryota; Fungi; Ascomycota; Sordariomycetes; Cephalothecales; Cephalothecaceae.